AAGAAACCUGUGUGGUUUUAAAGAAGCGUACUUAAGUUGAAAUAAUGACCGGAAGUGUUGUUAUUGUUCUCGAAGGGGUGUUUGGAAAUCUGAUCCAGAAAGUCCGUCUUAUUCGUAAACUUGAAUUUCCUGAUAGACACAUUUUAUUUUCGAACUGGAAUAGUAGGUUUAACCAUUGACAGUUGAUUAAAACGUUCAAAGUCACGAUGGCGUCGCCGCUGGAGAUGACAGAGAUGUACGACAAUGCUCUGCUGGGCAUCCUGCAGCAUGUUGGAAACAUCCAGGACUUUCUUCAGAUCUAUUUUGGGUUUUUAUACCGCAAAACGGAUUUUUAUCGCCUGCUGUCAGGUCCCAACGACAAAAUGGGCUUCCCUCCUGGUGUGGCCGAGAAGAUGGUGCUUAAGACGUUUAAGGUGUUCGAGAAGCUGGCGGAGCACGACAGAGAGAGAUGUCUGAGUGAGCUGCAAAAAAGAGAGGAGAGCAGAUGUGUUCCUCCAGUAGUUCAGGAGCUGGAGGUCGCCACUGAGCCUCACGAGGAGACAGAGCAGAGCACAGAGGCUGCACCGACGGAGAGCCUCUCUGUGGACACAGCAGAUGUUUCAGCUCCUGGCGCCUCAGAGCCGAGCAUCAACCCUCGGGCUGACAGCAGCAGCAGCCCCGGACAGUCAGCUCAGGGAGAGCAGGCAGCUGCAGCCAGCACGCAGCGUCCAGAGGAGAGUCAGGAGAAGUUUCAGUCAGACCCUGACAGCUACAACGGGGCCGUGAGGGAGAACUACAGCUGGUCUCAGGAUUACACUGAUGUGGAGAUCCGCGUAUUUGUACCCAAGUCAGUUGUUAAGGGCAGACAGGUCAGUGUUGGUCUGCAGACCAGCAGUGUACGAGUGGCUGUGAGGGAGGGAGCCAAAGAAAAAAUACUAAUGGAGGGAGAAUUCACUCACAAGAUCAACACUGAGAACUCUUUGUGGAGCCUGGAGCCUGGAAGAUGUAUAGUCCUGUCGCUCAGUAAGGCCUCAGAGGUUUGGUGGAAUGCGGUGCUGAAAGGAGAGAAGGAGAUCGAUAUAAACCAGAUUAACCGUGAGCGCUCCAUGGCGUCAGUCGACGAUGAGGAGCACGCUGUUCUCGACAGACUCACCUUCGACUACCACCAGAAGCUGCAGGGAAAGCCACAGAGUCACGAGCUGAAAGUGCAUGAGAUGCUGAAGAAGGGCUGGGACGCCGAAGGCUCGCCGUUCAGAGGGCAGCAGUUCGACCCGUCCAUGUUCGACAUCCCGCCCAGUGCGGUGCAGUUCUGAGGCUCAGCCAGAUAUGAGCAGGACCCUGGUCUGUUUACAGAACUGGCUGUUUGGGGGGGGGUCAACAUUUUCCUGCUGGUUUGUUGUGUUGGAGGUUUGUCUGCCAGACUGUGACAAGGACUUCAGACAUUUCCAUGAU
Messenger RNA from Monopterus albus (swamp eel), 1431 nucleotides. It is a transcript of the gene nudcd3, whose product is annotated as NudC domain containing 3. The transcript has 6 exons. NCBI's taxonomy places the organism in Eukaryota, Metazoa, Chordata, Actinopteri, Synbranchiformes, Synbranchidae. Gene Ontology annotation, cellular component: cytoplasm. Gene Ontology annotation, biological process: protein folding. The record is from RefSeq and is a predicted model, not a curated record. Bases 207 to 1292 code for a protein of 361 amino acids.